CCUCCACCUCCUCUUUCGCGUGUUGCUCGAGGCUCUGAAGCAGCAUCAGAGGUCCAUCUACAAGGGAAUGUCAUGCAACAGCAACUCACGGCUGAAUCGGCAUCCAAGCAGCAGUGAGGUGACAAAAAGUGAUUCAUCCUGUGCAGCCUUGAGGAUUAACACUUUGUCUUCAAUUUAAUUCCAGCUGGAGAAACUUUACGCAAACUACGACCGAUUCUCCAAAAUGCAGAUCUGGAGAGGGCAUGGUCGGUGAACUGUGAUUACUGCUCCCAGGAAUCAGAAGUCCUUCUUGGUAGUUUGCGUUUUUCGGGUGAGAGAUCUGGGCAGAGGCUUCGAAGAACCACAGCUGGUUUUGUCACGCAGAUACUCAACAGCUGUUGCUUCUGCCACCUCGACUUAAAGAGGAAAAAAAAAAAGCUACAGGAUGCAGAACUCGUACAAUCCUGACAAACUUGUUUGCAUAAAAGUGCUCUGUUCUUAGCAGCUGGUGAGAAUGAGCGAUGCCGUGGCGACCUACCUGUAUUUGAUAAGUGUGUUUUUCACCUCGUUGGAGAGGAGAGCGCAGAGGGAAAAAGUGUGCAGGAGUGAGCAGGGGAGGGGAGAGCCAGCCGGGAAAGGUGCGAGGCAAACGCUUUGAGAGGAAAAAUGACUCGCACCGCGGGGAGAAGAGACUGAACGAUCGCUGCCAGACAGAAGGAGGAGGGAGGGGAAAAAAAUUCAGACUUGGUCAAACGCCCAUUUUGUUCUGGAGCGCCGCGGCUGCCAACUUGAUGGGGACACAAAGAGGAGACUGCCUACUAGUAAGGAAAAACUAAUAACAGAAGACAAUGGAUGUCCACAACAGCACUUUACGCAAUGCGACAGUUCCCUACAGCCUCUUGGAGGUCAUAGCCAUCGCUACGGUGUCAGCCAUCGUCAGUCUGAUAACUAUAGUUGGAAACAUACUGGUGUUGCUCUCAUUCAAAGUAAAUAGCCAGCUUAAGACUGUAAACAACUACUACCUGCUUAGUUUGGCCUUUGCUGACCUCAUCAUAGGAGUGCUGUCCAUGAACUUGUACACCAUGUACAUACUGAUGGGCUAUUGGUCCUUGGGGAACAUUGCCUGUGACCUCUGGCUGGCAGUGGAUUAUGUGGCCAGCAAUGCCUCAGUCAUGAACUUGCUUGUGAUCAGCUUUGACAGAUACUUCUCCAUCACAAGGCCACUGACUUACAGGGCAAAGAGGACACCGAAGAGAGCUGCCAUUAUGAUUGGACUAGCUUGGCUGGUGUCUUUUGUCCUUUGGGCGCCACCCAUUCUAUGCUGGCAGUACUUUGUAGGAAGGAGAACAGUUCCUCAUGACGAGUGCGAAAUCCAGUUUUUAACUGAGCCUGUGAUCACGUUUGGAACGGCAAUUGCUGCUUUCUACAUCCCGGUCUCAAUUAUGACAAUCCUCUACUGGAGGAUCUACAAGGAGACGCAAAAACGGACAAAAGACCUUGCAGAGCUUCAAGGACUCACAACUGGGAAUGUCCCAGAGGGGAAUAAACCACAGAAGACAAUGAUUCGGUCUUGUUUUCAUUUCCCCAGAGAGAGAAGAGACCAGAGUCAGGCCUCCUGGUCUUCGUCUACUCAAAGUAACGUUACUAAAAUGACCAGCAGGUCAGGCGAAGCAUGGGUGAAAGCAGAUCAGAUCACUUCUUUCAACAGCUACACAUCAUCAUCAGAGGAGGAGCAUCGGGUUUCAAUAGAAACCCCACAAGGAUCAUUCAAAGAGCAGCAGACGGAACAGAGUAAUAAGAACGGGGAGGUUCCAGAUUAUCCAGAGGAGGAGUAUUGUUCCACUCCUCAGAAGAAGAGCCAUAAAAGCUUAAUUUCUUACAAGUUCAAAGGCAGCUCAAAGGGUAAAAAUGACAAUCCACCGAGUCCAAAACCGUGCCCUCCAGAGCCAGAGCAGCCGGUCAAAAAGCCGUCUACCUCUUCAUCCUCCACUGCUUCUAAGCCCAUAGACUCCGCCAUGAAGAACAGGAUCACCAAGAGGAAGAGGAUGGUGCUUGUGAAGGAGAAAAAGGCAGCCCAAACCCUCAGCGCCAUCCUCCUGGCCUUCAUUCUCACAUGGACGCCGUACAACAUCAUGGUGCUCAUCUCCGCAUUCUGCUCCAAGUGCAUCCCAAUGUCCCUUUGGCACUUGGGCUACUGGCUGUGCUACGUCAACAGCACCGUCAACCCAAUGUGCUACGCUCUGUGCAACAAGACCUUCCGGAAGACCUUCCGCAUGCUCCUGCUCUGCCAGUGGAGGAAGAAGAGGCGAGGCAACAAUAAAAUGAACUGAUGUGGUGGUUAAUGCUUUUUAUCCCCACAUAACGGCAUCUCUUGAUAUUUGCUAGUAUUCAUUUGCAGUGUGGUGGUUUUUGUAUUUAAUAUAUGUUGGUAGAAAAUGAGAAAAAGUCAAAAUGACUGGAAGGAACGUUUACUCAGCAUAUUAAAGUAGAUAAGCACCCUACAAAGAGCAAGAUGUGUAAAAAACUAUAUUUUAUAGCAGUAGCAAACACUGAGAAUUUGCAUUUAGAAUUUCACAAAGUUCAAGAGGAGAAAGAGGAAGAUCUAAUCAGUUUAGUCUCUUAAUUUAGGUCUAGAGGAUGAGGUUGAUUUUGUGUCUCAUGAACAAUUUUUAACCAAUUCUGCCAUGGAAGAUUUGGAUUAUUAAUCUGCUUCUAGACUAUUAACAUUUUUUUCUGACAGAGACUACAUGUUUUAGUUUUAAAAAAUCUUGUAAUUUCAAAUAUGUCAUGAUGGCCUGCCUUGCAUCAAGGUAUAAGAAAAACACGCCUCCGCCAUUUUAAAUUGCUGGAGUGCUUACAAGUAUAGCACAACUGAUUUGGUCCUAUAGCUAUCUUUACUAUUUUUUAAUAUAAAUUCAGAGAUCACUUAAAAUGAUCAGUUUCUCUGAUUUUACUUUUUAUAGUUAUAUGUUUGAGUACAAUGAACAUUGUUCUUUUAUUCUAUGAACUGCUGACAACAUGUCUCCCCUGCUGUAGAGAAAUUCAAGCAAAGAUUUAGUAUUUAUUUGCAGAAUAUGAGAAAUGGUCAAAAUAAUGAAAAAGAUGCAGAGCUUUCAGACCUCAAAUAAUGCAAAGAAAACAAGUUAAUACUCAUUUAGAAACAACAAUACUAAUGUUUUAACUCAGGAAGAGUUUAGAAAUUAACAUUUGGAGGAAUAACCAGGAUGUUUUCAAUGGGGGUCAGUGCAUUUUUUCCAGACCUGUACAUUUCUUCUCCUUUUUGUUUGCAUUUUUUAACCCUCAAAAAUUGUGCUCAAUAUAAAAUCUGGAUUUUCUCAAUUUUUAAUUGUGUGAGUAUACUACUGCAGUAAAAGACGGAUUUAUUUAAAGGCUUUUUGCACAUCUUUUUCCAGUAUAUGUGUGUAUUUAGAAGGAGCUAAAGGCUUUGCAAAAGUUACCCUGAAUGAACAUAUCUCAAAUUUUCAAACGCUUUUGUAUAAAAGAGCCAAUGUGAACGCAUGAAGGAACCAAAAUCUUUCUUGAAACGUAUGGCUUCAGAUUAUGAUGCCUCCAAAUCUCAGAAUGAAGAAUUUGUCAUUUGUGUACCAUGGUGGUUAAUGAUGCUGCCACUAUUCACAGAAAGAAAAACUGAUUAAAUAAGAAUAAUUCAGUGUAUUUUUCUAGGUGUUGUCUUCAAUCUGUGUUUCUGGGUCCAGCAUAAGCUACACAAGUGCAAAAAGCUUGAAGUGCUCAUUUAUGACAGCUGUUAAUGUCAUUGUAUUUGUUGCAUUGUACUGAUAUUUUUCCAUGCAGAAUCAGAUACACAGGUUGAUUUGAGAAGAUGUAAUUAUUUUGUGAUGUAUCUGAAAAAUGUCCUUAUUCUUCAUCCCGCCACAUUAAUUUGCGUUUUCUUAUUACGAGAUUAUCAAUCAUUCACAUGCUUAUUGCUGCUAAUGCUACUUGCAUUUCCAGUAUUUCUUUUCUUGUUCUUGAUGUGUUUUAUCUGGAAAAGUAUUUUUGUUUUGAGACUCACAACUCAGCUGUUAGUUAUGUCUUCUGAAUAAAAUUCUAACUAUGACUAUAUCAACAAGGGGGAUGUGAGGUAUCUGUGAUUGUGACUUUACAAAAAAAGAAACAAAAAGUGGAGUUCAGUCACUUUUUCUCAAAUUAAGAUUGAGGAAAAUAAACUUUCUGUAUUUAAAUGUCAAAAAUUGCAAA
This is a messenger RNA of Xiphophorus couchianus (Monterrey platyfish), 4197 nucleotides long. It is a transcript of the gene chrm5b, whose product is annotated as cholinergic receptor, muscarinic 5b. The transcript is spliced from 2 exons. Gene Ontology annotation, cellular component: plasma membrane; synapse; dendrite. Gene Ontology annotation, biological process: G protein-coupled receptor signaling pathway, coupled to cyclic nucleotide second messenger; adenylate cyclase-inhibiting G protein-coupled acetylcholine receptor signaling pathway; chemical synaptic transmission. Gene Ontology annotation, molecular function: G protein-coupled acetylcholine receptor activity; G protein-coupled serotonin receptor activity. The record is from RefSeq and is a predicted model, not a curated record. Bases 828 to 2309 code for a protein of 493 amino acids. Lineage: Eukaryota; Metazoa; Chordata; Actinopteri; Cyprinodontiformes; Poeciliidae.